UUGCCUUUCCCUAGGCUCCAACAGCCAGCCGCGCAGCGAGAGGGACAGCCCCUGCCUUUGACGGCGCCCUCACGCAGUCAGCCGAGCCGACGGGAGCAGUGUGUCCAUCCGUCCAUGGAUGGAUGCGAACGAAAUCCACGGCUGAAGCGGCGCCCUACCGUCAGAAAGAUGGGCUUGGUUAGGUUGCAACCUGGUCGCCAGAUUUCUGGGCAGGUGGUCCAGGUGAAUCUGGAGGUUUGGCUGAAAAGUGCGGCAGCCAGCGAAUUCAGGAGUUUGUGUGGGUAACACGAAAGCUGUUACAUUAUUAUA
Closterium sp. NIES-67 is the source of this 309-nucleotide messenger RNA. NCBI's taxonomy places the organism in Eukaryota, Viridiplantae, Streptophyta, Zygnematophyceae, Desmidiales, Closteriaceae. The record is from the annotation of a GenBank genome assembly.